This is a messenger RNA of Artibeus jamaicensis (Jamaican fruit-eating bat), 5906 nucleotides long. It is a transcript of the gene PER2, whose product is annotated as period circadian regulator 2. Lineage: Eukaryota; Metazoa; Chordata; Mammalia; Chiroptera; Phyllostomidae. The record is from RefSeq and is a predicted model, not a curated record. Gene Ontology annotation, biological process: circadian regulation of gene expression; entrainment of circadian clock by photoperiod; negative regulation of transcription by RNA polymerase II. The transcript is spliced from 23 exons. Gene Ontology annotation, cellular component: cytoplasm; nucleus. Gene Ontology annotation, molecular function: transcription corepressor binding; transcription cis-regulatory region binding. Bases 254 to 4105 code for a protein of 1283 amino acids.
GGUAUGGAGGAACCACCAGAGUCCAGGCCCGAAAUUAGCUCCUUUCCCUGGGUCUGACUGUCCUCCAGGGUCAGAGCCCGUGUAUGGGCACCUGGGAAGGGGACAGCAGAGGGUCCUUGAGGGACAGGUGUGCAGCUCAUGCCAGAGGGGCAGCCCUGGCAGCCCCUUUUCUUCCUGGGCCCCUGGCACCCUGGCCCAGGAGCACCGCCCCCAGGGCCGGGGCAGUGCCGGCACAGCUUCCUUCAGGGCCAUCAUGAACGGGUUUGCCAGCUUUGCCCCCGGCCCCGGCAGCCCCACCAAGAAGCCCACGGAGCCCACACCCAGCCAGGCCCCGCUCCCAGAGGACGUAGACAUGAGCGGCGGCUCGAGCGGGACCGAGGCCACUGAGAACAGCUCCGUGGGACGGGACUCGCAGGGCAGCGACUGUGACGACAGCGGCAAGGAGCUGAGGAUGCUGGUGGGGCCGCCAGACACCCGUGGCAGUCCGGACGCCUUCAGCCUGAUGCUGGCGAAGUCCCAGCACCACACUUCCACCAGCGGCUGCAGCAGCGAGCAGUCUGCCAAAGCCGACACGCACAAGGAGCUGAUCCGGACGCUCAAGGAGCUGAAGGUCCACCUCCCCGCAGACAAGAAGGCCAAGGGGAAAGCCAGCACGCUGGCGACCUUGAAGUACGCCCUGAGGAGCGUGAAGCAGGUGAAAGCCAACGAGGAGUACUACCAGCUGCUCAUGUCCAGCGAGAAGCCUGCGUGCGGCGCGGAUGUGCCCUCCUACACCCUGGAGGAGAUCCAGAGCGUCACCUCGGAGUUCAUCAUGAAGAACGGGGACAUGUUCGCUGCGGCUGUGUCCCUGGUCACCGGGAAAGUCCUGUACGUCUCUGACCAGGUGGCCUCCAUCUUCCACUGCAAGAGGGACACCUUCCGUGACGCCAAGUUCGUGGAGUUCCUGGCGCCCCAUGACGUCAGCGUGUUCCACAGCUCCACCACGCCGUACAGGCUCCCGCCCUGGAGCGUCCGCAGCGGGGCAGAUUCUUUCACUCAGGAACGCGUGGAGGAAAAGUCUUUCUUCUGCCGUAUCAGCGCUGGGAAGAGCCAUGAGAACGAGGUCCGCUACCACCCGUUCCGCAUGACGCCGUACCUGGCCCAGGUGCCGGAGCAGCAGGGUGCCGAGAACCAGCUGUGCUGCGUGCUGCUGGCCGAGAGGGUGCACUCGGGCUAUGAAGCCCCUAGAAUUCCUCCGGAAAAGAGGGUUUUCACGACCACACACACACCCAGCUGUGUGUUCCAGGACGUAGACGAAAGGGCAGUCCCCCUCCUGGGCCACCUGCCUCAGGACCUGGUCGAGACCCCAGUGCUCCUGCAGCUGCACCCCAGCGACAGGCCGCUGAUGCUCACCAUCCACAGGAAGAUCGUGCAGGCCGGCGGGCAGCCGUUUGACUACUCGCCCCUCCGUUUCCGCGCCCGGAACGGGGAGUACGUCACGCUGGACAGCAGCUGGUCCAGCUUCAUAAACCCCUGGAGCCGGAAGAUCUCCUUCAUCAUCGGGCGGCACCGAGUCAGAGUGGGCCCUUUGAACGAGGAUGUGUUCGCCCCGCCGUGUGCGGAAGAGCAGCUCCCGCAAGCAGGCGUCCAGGAGCUCACAGAGCAGAUCCACCGGCUGCUGCUGCAGCCUGUGCCCCACUGCGGCUCCAGUGGCUACGGCAGCCUGGGCAGCAACGGCUCCCACGAGCACCUCAUGAGCCAGACCUCCUCCAGCGACAGCAACGGCCACGAGGAGGCGUGCCGGCGGAGAGCCGCAAUUCCCAAAAAUGGUCAUAAGGUCAAGUCCAAAAGUCAUUAUUCUGAUGAAUUUGGAGAACAGAAGGAGAAAUCUCCUACAGGUGCACAGAGUGGGUCCCCCGCUCAGGCGACAGCCUUCCGGGACUUGGAGAAGGACAGCCCGGGCGCCAGCCCACCCACAGCUGCCUUUGCAGAAGAGCUGGCCUGCAAGGGCCAGCCAACGGGCUCCUACCAGCAGAUUAGCUGCCUGGACAGUGUCAUCAGGUACCUGGAGAGCUGCAAUGAGGCCACCACCCUGAAGAGGAAGUGCGAGUCCCCAGGGAGCAUGGCCACACAGGAGGCCAGCGACAAGCGGAAGGCCAGAGGCAGCCCCGGGCCACCUCCUGCCGGGGCGGCAGUGCCCCCCAGGGUGGACAGACACGCGGGUGUCAGCGCGCACCUGACCUCGCUGACGCUGCCGGGCAAGGCGGAGAGCGUGGUGUCGCUCACCAGCCAGUGCAGCUACAGCAGCACCAUCGUGCACGUGGGCGACAAGAAGCCUCAGCCGGAGCUAGAGAUGGCAGACGACGCUGUGAGUGGGCCUGAGUCCCCGGACUGCCUGGCAGGGGCCACCCUGCCCUGCGGCCUCAGCCCAGAGAAGGAGCCCUUCAGGAGGCUGGGCCUCACCAAAGAGGUGCUGGCUGCCCACACCCAGAAGGAGGAGCAGAACUUCCUGCUCAAGUUCAAGGAAACAAGGAAACUCAAUGUCCUCCACUCUCGCUGCCAUUACUACUUACAAGAAAGGUCCCGGGGGCAGGUGAAUGAAAGAGCCACCCCUGGGCUGAGGAGCGGCUCUGGAGUAGACCCGUCCUGGAAAAAAACCAGCAAGAGCAGGAAACUGAAGCCCAAACGGGUCAAGCCCCGGGACUCUUCUGACAGCACCGGCUCGGGGGGGCCCGUGCCCCACCGGCCCCCGCUGGUGGGCCUCAACGCCACAGCCUGGUCGCCCUCGGACACGUCCCAGUCCAGCUGCCCCGCGGCGCCCUUCCCCAGCCCCGUGACGGCCUACUCCCUGCCGGUGUUCCCGGCCCCCGGCAUCGUGCCAGCGCCUGGGACGGUGACCGCGACACCGAUGGAGGCCCACGCCAGCUUUGGGGUGCCCGCUAUGCCGACAGACGCUCAUCAGGAGUUUGCAGUGCAGCCCCCGCCGUUCGCUGCCCCCCUGGCCCCAGUCAUGGCCUUGGUGUUACCCAGCUAUCCCUUCCCCCCGGUGACCCCGAACCUGCCGCCGGGCUUCUUCCCCAGCCAGAUGGUCCCUGCCCCGCAGCCUGAGUUCCCUGGUCGGACCUCACCCCGCAGACAGCCCUGCCCUUGUCCUCGGGCAGACCAUGGGCCACCUGUGUCCCGUGUGGCCACACCGGCCACCCCACUGUCGGCCACCGGGCCCUCCGGCCGGGCCUCCCCACCACUUUUCCAGUCCCGAGGCAGCUCACCCCUGCAGCUCAACCUGCUGCAGCUGGAGGAGGCCCCCGAGGGCAGCCCCGGGGCUGCAGGGGCCUCGGGGACGGCGGGACCGGACUGCAAACCCAGCCCGUCUCGGGACUGGCCGCUGACGGCGGCGCCGACCACGAGGAUUCCCUGCCGUGCUCUCGCUGCAGCGGGCGGCCCUGCAGCCCCCACGCACGAGGAGCCCUCAGACGCCCAGAACAGUGAUGGCCUCUCCACGGCCAGCGACCUGCUCGACCUCCUGCUGCGCGAGGACCUCUGCUCGGCGGAGGAGUCGGCCCUGUCGAGAAGCGGGGCCUCCGCCACCUCCGACUCCCUGGGCUCCAGCUCACUGGGCUACGGCGUGUCCAGAAGUGGGGCAGGCAGUAGCAGCACCAGCCGCACCAGCAGGUACUUCGGCAGCAUCGACUCCUCGGAGAAGAAUCACAGAGCAGGAGCGGAGGUGGGCGCGUGCUCCGUCAGGUGCGUCCUCCAGGACCCCGUCUGGCUGCUGAUGGCUGACGUGGACGACGGCGUCAUGAUGACGUACCAGAUGCCUUCCCGAGACCCGGAAGCCGUCCUGCAGGAGGACAGGGAGAGGCUGAGGCUGCUGCGGAGGCUGCAGCCCCGCUUCACCGAGGGGCAGAAGCAGGAGCUGCAGGAGGUGCACCCAUGGGUGCGGGCGGGCGGCCUGCCUGAGGCCGUGGACGUGAUGGAAUGUGUUUACUGUGAGAGCCGGGGAGACAGCGACUUCCGUCUGCCCUACGAGGAAGACAGCCCUCCCCCAGGACUCAGCGAAGCCUCGGACCCCAAAGGAAAGGAAAAUGGGCCCACCCUGAGCCCCAGAUGUGAGGGGCAGACGUAACUCCCAGCACCCGUCCAGGCUGAUGGAAGAAGACAGAGCUUGACACCAGAGUCCAAGGAGAUGGACGGACAUACUUUUUGCUGUUUGUUUCUUUUAGAAAACAAAACCGUUUUUUGAAGGGGUAACUUAAAACUGUGGAGGGAGGGAAGGGUUUGGAAGAAAAUACACUUUUAUAUUUAAAAUGUAAAUGUGGACUUGGAGGGCGGGGAAGAGAGUUUGCUGGGAUGCAGCUUCAGACUGAAUCCGCCCUUGGAGGCGCGGGGAGUCCAAGGGCCGCGCUGAGCUUCCAUGGGGUGUCCCGAGACGCACCCAUGCGGGGCUUCGCCAGGGACAAGUGUGCAGUUCAAAUCCUGUCCUCUCUUGGGGCUGCUUUUUAUCUCGAGUAGCAUCUAGUCAAACUAGGUAUUUUUAAAACUACCCAGUGGAGGUGACAGCCUCUCCCGACUUACUUUCCAAAUGCAUCGCAUCGAAUGGUGUGAAGCAAACCGGCAGCUCUGGCUUCGGGUGCAGUAGCGGCAGCUGCCUGGGGCAGCCGGCUCCAGACCAAGGCUGGUCGCUUCAUGACCAGUUCCCUCUGACUCUCGCCCUGGCCCUCCUGGGUGUCUCUGCGUCAUCCUUGGCUCCAUUUCGGACCCCAGCCAGCACGUCCAUGGAAACAGGUGGUCGACCAUCUCUUUGCAAAGGCGAUUUUGUCUGCAGGCCAGGCUUUGAGGACCCACCCCUGCUCUCCAGCUGACACGCCCCAGACACCCGCUCUGGCCCUGGCAGAGCAGCCACCAACCCAGGGGGCCCUCGGGAUGGUGUCUGUUGCUGGUGCAGUGAGCUUGCCUCUCCUGCCCCAGCCUUUUCAUGAGCCUUCCUUUACUCGGCAUGGCUUCGGUCUCUGCAGUGGUGUCCCCCAGGGCCUCUGGCACCUUCAGGCCAGGGGGACCCUUGGGGAAGAGGGAGGGCAUUCUGCCCGGCUGUUUGCAGAGCCUCACGUUGGGCCAUAUGCACCAGAGACUGUGUGGGAGAAAUAUCAUCGGUCCCUGGAAUGAAGAGAAGCACAAGCUGAUGAGAAUCAGCUCACAACUGCACUGAGCGUGGGGACCCACCAGGCGGCAGGCUCCCCUGCUCCCAGAUGGGCAAGCAGCAGCCCGGACCGCGGAGCUGCCUUUCAGCCCGGUGGCUCUCAUAGUCAGACCGUCCUGCUCCUGAAUGAGUCCUCUUCUUCAGAAACUCAAACACGAAACACUGUCGAGCUUUGUUUUACAAAGUACUCUCACCUCCAGGCGCCCACAUUCUGCGUGCAGUCCUGCCUGCGUGUGGGAAUGAGACGCUGCCAACUGCGUCCUGCCUUCUGCGGAAGUCAGGCCGUCACCCGGGGACUGGUGUCCCGCAAACACCAACUGCCAAAACCUUCUCUACCGUCGUGAAUGUUUACCGUCAGCGCUAUACACUCAGUGCCGCGCACUGUGCAGCUUCCGCGUGCGCAGGGGCCGGCCCUAGGAGCAUUUUGUGGCAUUGUUUACACGGCGCCAUGUAUCGAGUCGUCUUUCCUUUGUCUGUGAGCUUACACGGGUGUUCUGAAAACGUCCUCGAUUUUUAAACUGAGCCUUUUUUUUUACUACAUUCCCUCGGAGAUGGAAAACGCCCCCGAGGCCACUUGGCGACUCCUAGCGUGGCCGCACCGCGGUCCGCUCGUGCACAAACCCAGCUUCCUCCGCCCAGUGCAGUCGUCGUUCAGCUGCUUGUUGUGUCUUUUUAUGACUUUCUGCCUUUUAGAAAAUUGGUAAAUAAAGCGAGUAUAUUUUUAUUUUUA